Messenger RNA from Larimichthys crocea (large yellow croaker), 2765 nucleotides. It is a transcript of the gene gramd2ab, whose product is annotated as GRAM domain containing 2Ab. Lineage: Eukaryota; Metazoa; Chordata; Actinopteri; Sciaenidae. The record is from RefSeq and is a predicted model, not a curated record. The coding region runs from base 175 to 1131 and encodes 318 amino acids. Gene Ontology annotation, cellular component: organelle membrane contact site; endoplasmic reticulum membrane. Gene Ontology annotation, molecular function: phosphatidylinositol-4,5-bisphosphate binding. The transcript is spliced from 12 exons. Gene Ontology annotation, biological process: regulation of store-operated calcium entry.
ACGCAGCAGCUCCGGAUCCGGCUCCACUCCGUGCGGACCGUGCGGGCGGUGCGGACACCGGGCUGACGGACCCGGGUGACGGACACCGGGCUGGACGGACACCGGGCUGAGCUGCUGAACAUCCGCGGACCUGAGUGAAGACCUGCAGCGUGCACUGAAGACCGCUCCAGGCCAAUGAUGAUGAUGUCAGAGAAUCUGGAGCACAGUGAUGAUGUCAGCGUCCUGCACGCCCAUGAGGUGGAGGCGCCGAGGGACGAGGACGGCCACUGCCCGCUGGCCCUCAGGCUGCAGCUGAUCGACGACCUGUCCUACGAAGACGUGAAGAAGUGUUACAGAGGAUCAACCGUCAGCAAAUACAACUCUCAGUAUCACAAACUGUUCCAGAGCGUCCCUAAAGAGGAGAUCCUGAUGAAAGUGUAUUCCUGUGCGUUGUUGAGAGACAUCCUGCUGCAGGGUCGACUCUACAUCUCCAGGAACUGGUUGUGUUUCUACGCCAAUCUGUUUGGAAAAGACAUCAAGGUGUGUGUACCUGUGGUGUCAGUUCGGCUGGUGAAGAAACACAAGACGGCCGGCCUGGUUCCAAACGGACUGGCUAUCACCAUGGAUACGGGACAGAAGUAUGUCUUUGUGUCCCUGCUGUCCAGAGACAGUGUGUACGACGUCCUGCGGAGGAUCUGCACUCACCUGCAGGUGAACGGGAAGAGUCUGAGUCUGAAGCAGUACCUGGAGGAGCCCAGCUCCCUCUCCAUGGACGAGUAUCCGGAGGAGCUGAAGUGGAGGAGGAAGCCGUCGCUGCCCGCCGUCUCUUCGUCUCUCCCGGACCUGUUGGGAAACUCCGCCCCCAGCCUCGCCACGGACACGCCCUUCAGCACGCACACGCUCACCGACAGCAGUUUGGAGACAGAGAAGAUCCUGCUGACAGAACCAGUACCUGAACUGGGUCACUUGGAGUACCAGCUGCUGAAGCUCUUCAUCCUGCUUGUCUUCCUGUUGGUUCUGUCUUCCUGCUAUCUGGCCUUCAGAGUUUGUCGUCUGGAGCAGCAGCUGAGCUUCCUGAGCAGCCAGCCGACACUCCGAGAGAGGUGUGGAGAGGUGCCCUGCUGGCUGGCCAAUCAGAGGACAGGAACCUGACACUCAGAGCCAAUCAGGGAAUGAAGAAAGAAUCCUGCACUUACACAGACUUCCCUUUAGGGGGCGGUGGUGAGAGGAGACGGCUGAACUCUGCCCCCCCCCUUCCACUUCCACGACCUGGUUACCAUAGAGACGUCACAGUAGUCAACAGAAACAGUAGACUGACCUUUGACCUCUGAGGACGAUGUGUUUGAGUGUCAUGUAGAGGUCGGGAGAAACGACAGCUCGCUGUAACGUAACUGAGAUGUAGUUUUUUUUUGUUUUUUGUUAUGUGAACAGACUGAAGUGUGUGUGUGUGUGUGUGUGUGUGUGUGUGUACAUAGACCUCCAUGUUAAACAUACUAACACACACUGACUGUCGUCUGAUGGUUCAGGUCUCGUUCCAGACGCGUUCUCGAGACUGCACAGCACGAAAUACUACAAUACCCAUGAGCCUCGGCGGUUGUUGCUAUGACAAAAAGCAGUCACAGGCGAGUUUAAAAUGUGUUUAAAGAACUGAAGCUGUUUAUUGUUCAUGUGGCGCUCUGGAUGCUUGUUGGUGAAAUGCAUCCUGGGAGUCGUAGUCGACUGCUCUCCUUCUCGUAGCUUUGAGUCAGCAGGAGACUUCGUGAAGCUCUUUGUCCUCGAUUUGUUCGUCCAGACAAACUCGUUUAAAACAGCUGAUCAAACGUUCAUCUGCCGGGACUAUUUUCAGCAGCGGAUUAAUCCACCUGAAGGAAACAUCAACUCAUUUUAUUCAUUCAAGUGACGUGAACCAAUGACGGUGUUUGGUUAUUUAAUAAACCAUCAAAUAUCAGGAGGAGAGACAGACAUCCAAAAAAAAGUUGAACUAAUUGAAUCGUCGUGUCGAGACGUCAAAGUUCAUCAAAGUGAGGUGAGUUUCUCUCUUUACAAAAUAAAAGCAUCAAAUAUCUCAACAAUUCUUUGAAAUCAUUUUUAAUAAAUCAUUUAUAUUGUUUACGUCGUAACACCUGGAAUAUUAAAAAUAAACAUGAUGUGUUAAUCAUGAUGGAAACUUGAAGCUUUUAUUGUCUGAAGAGAACAAACACAGUCGAACCUUUCUGGACUUUCAGGCCUCCGUACAUGAAACCAGUUUUUAUGAAGUCCGGCUCGUCUGUUCGCUGCCUUAAACUGUGACGUGGUUGAUGUGGAGAAUUGAAGCCAUGUUGAAUGUUUCUGUUAAACUUCCUGAAACUUUCUGAAACUUUCACACUGUGUUUUUAAAAAAUAAAAUUUUUGUGCCAAACGUUUGAAGCGUGUUUUCAUGACGACGCCUGAACGCACCUCGAGUGAAAGGACCUGAAGUGGAUCAAAUGAAGAGACGAGUUUCUGUGAUGACCUCUGAACUUUGACUGGUUUCCACGGCGACUCGUCUACGUCACACGAGGGUCGUUUAACGCCAAACGAUUAAUUCACAUGAACUACCUAUCAACAUGUAUACUGUUUAGUCCUAGUCCUGGUCCUGUCUCACUCUUGGUUUAGGUGGUCUUGUCUUGAUCCAGCAGGUGUUCUCUGAGUCUGUCCUGCUCACUCGACAGGAAUUAUGAUCGCUGCUCAGCCUGGGUCAGAGGUCAAUCUGUUGUCAUCAGGACACUUUGUUAAACUUGACAAAAAAUGUUAAUAUUUAAAAUAUG